AUGGCCUCCAAGAAGUACACCGAUCUCCUCACGAAACUCUACAAAAGCUAUCAAGGCGCCGAAUCCUUCCAGCGAGUGGCCGGAGCGUGCCGUGUCACUUCAGUGAGCGAGGGCAAGGUGCGUCUGGAGUUUGACGUCGAGAAGAACAUGACGAACCCGUUCGGGACCCUGCACGGCGGGUAUACAGCGACACUCAUCGAUAUUGCCACGACAACCGCCCUCUUGGCCACCGAGAGGGCUGCGCCUGGCGUCUCCGUCGACUUGCACGUCAGUUAUCUCGGUGCGGCGAAGCUCGGCGAAACAGUGGUCUUGGAUGCGGAGAUUAUCAAAGCCGGCCGCACCACCGCGUUCACCAAGGCCUCGCUCUUCAUCAAAGACACUGACAAGCAAAUCGCCACUGGCCUGCACACGAAAGCUUUGCCCAGGAAC
Messenger RNA from Mesorhabditis spiculigera, 429 nucleotides. The record is from the annotation of a GenBank genome assembly. NCBI's taxonomy places the organism in Eukaryota, Metazoa, Nematoda, Chromadorea, Rhabditida, Rhabditidae.